GAGUGAAGAGCACAGAUUUUCAUCAAAAUCUGUUUCUGUUUUUUUUUUCAGCCAAACCGCUGCAGCACUACAAGCCGCAUAUUCUGUGGAGGAAACGUUUUUCUAAAGCGCGCUUUAGAGCAUUUGUUUUCCUUAAUUGUGAGUUCGUGUCUGUUGUUGCAUGCAUUGAAGCGAUUAUUCAUUUCGUCCAGUUCUACUUCCCCUCACAUCCAAAUUGCACCAUGAGCAGUUUCUGGGGACCACCCGAGCUCGUACCUCUGGAAUGGUGGGGGUUACGCAGCCGAGGAAAGGCGAGCAAGUAAACGCUGAUGGAGUUUGGGAUUUAUUGUAAAAUACAGGAAAGAUGACCGUCUUUUCGUUGUGUUUCCUCUUGUGCGCCGAACUACUGGAUUCAGCCGUAGGAUACCUUACUGUGACCAUCGAACCCAUUCCCCCUGUCAUUGUGGGAGAGACCGUGACGCUAAAGUGCAACUUCAAAACCGACGGCAGGCUGCGGGAGAUCGUCUGGUUCCGGGUGACAGACGGGGGGACACUUAAGCAGAAAAUCUUUACGUACGAUGCCAUGUUCAACACCAAUUACUCCCACAUGGAGGACUACCGGAGACGUGAAGACCUGGUGUACCAGUCAACCGUCAGGCUGCCGGAGGUUCGGAUCUCGGACAAUGGGCCAUACGAGUGCCACGUGGGCAUCUACGACCGGGCGACCAGGGAGAAGGUGGUCCUGGCUUCAGGGAACGUCUUCCUGAAUGUGAUGGCGCCACCUAAGGCCAUCUCUGUCAUUGCGGCCGACACCCCUGCCCCGUUCAGCCGGUACCAGGCCCAGAACUUCACCCUGGUGUGCAUCGUGUCUGGAGGAAAACCUGAACCGACGGUGUAUUUUAAGCGGGACGGAGAGCCCAUAGACGUUAUUCCGUACCUCCAGGAGCCGGCUGCGGGGGAGAGCGGGGGCUCAGCGGGGGUCCGGGGCGCCAGGCCGCUGAUCAGUCGCGACCUGGACGACACCAAGAUGCAGAGGUCCCUGUCCCUCCUGGACCUGGAUGGGAAGCCGGCUCGGCUCUACACGGACAGCCCGGGCCGGGGCUUCACCCCCAGGGCACGCGGCCCGGAGCCCAGCCCCUCCGCCGAGAGCAUCCCGGAGACGGUGGUGAGCCGGGAGUUCCCCCGCUGGGUGCAGAGUUCGGACCCCCUGUACUACUUCAGCACGCUCCACCUGCCCCAGAGCGACGGCACGGUGGAGGUCCGGGCCAUGCUGACCUGGACGCUCAACACCCAGCUGGACAACGACGCGCUCUUCAGCUGCGAGGUCAAGCACUCUGCGCUCUCCAUGCCCAUGCAGGCCGAGGUCACGCUCGCGGCUCCCAAGGGCCCCAAACUGCGGAUGUCCCCCAGCAGGGCGAGGGUCGGGGACACUGUGCGAAUCGCCGUCCAUGGAUUUCAGAAUGAGGUGUUCCCUGAGCCCCUCUUCACGUGGACCCGCGUGGGGGGCCGGCUCCUGGACGGGAGCCCGGAGCGGGAUGGCAGGGAGCUGGUUCUGGAGCGGGUGCCAGCCGAACUGAACGGAUCCAUGUACCGCUGCACGGCCCAGAACCCCCUGGGCUCCACGGACACCCACACGCGCCUGAUCGUGUUCGAAAAUCCCAGUAUAAUGAAGCACACUCAAAACCAGAACAAUGCUGCCUCCUGUAAGGAUGUUCUGGGACUGACAGUGACGGCACUGAUCCUCACAGUGACUGUGGAGCUGACGUGAGCCCCAGAAGGCUGAGCUACCCCGUCAUCUGCCGCUCUUUGGUCCGUCUGUCCAUCCGUCUGUCCGCCAGGAAGCAGUACCUUCACCAGAGAGCAUCCCCAUCAUGUUUUUUUGAGAAAACAAAAAACAAGACAAAUGAUAAAGCGACAUACAAGAAGACAACAACACAAACCCCCUCCUGUUUGUCUACUUGUCACAUAUCUGCCUGUCUAUCAAUAAAACCAGUUGUUUAAAAAAGGAAAAGUAAAAACUAUGGGGUUGGUUUAAUUUCUUCAGACAUUACUGUGUUCGUUUUUGUACAGUCAUCUUUUCAAUGGUGUGGGCAGGCCCACCAUUUCUCCUCCCAAAAUCCCAAGAAGUCUGGCCCGUUUGUAUUUCUAUCCACCAGUAUACACAAGGCAGUCCUUCAAGAACAUAUAUCUGGCCAUAUCCUCUUCUUCUUGUUUUAGUUUUUCUUCCUUUUCCCCCUUUUUUAAAAGUGACUACAUUGGAGAGAACAAGAGGACUCUUUUCAGUACUGUGAAACUGGCGUCACUUUCCCAGUUAGAAGAAGACCCCCCCUUUUUAAAUGUAUUUUUGUGUACAUCCCUGUAAAUAUAGAGAUUGAUAUAAAGGUUCAGCUUACAGUGUUGGGCAGAGUGACAGUUUUGCCUCACAAAUUUACAGCUCCUGCUUGUACUGUAUCAGCUCUUUCCUAUGACUUCAAGAAACUUGGACGAGAUUAAGAAUAAACAUUGAAAGCACUAGCUUUUCAUUACUAUAAUUUAAUUGUAUUCAAUAAAUUAUAUCUGCUGUAUGGCAGGUUUUAAUCAGAAAAAAAACUAAAGCUGUUGUCUGCAUUUCAGGGUCAUGGUGCAUGAGAUGUCUGACGAUUAUUUCUCAUUUUUCAUAAUCCAUGUGGGUGGUCCUCAUUCAGCUGACCUGUAGUCCCAUGUUUCACCUGUUACAUAUUAUAGUAAGUGACCUGCGUUGUGUACAAGUUCCUUUUCUGGCAAAGUGUAUCGCAAGUUCCAUGUUUAGAUGCCAUUUUGAUUUCAGCUGAGUGUAAACAGGGUGUGACUUUUUUACCAGCAGUAUUAAAAUGGGGAUUAUGAAUUUAAUCUCAUGUGCACAGAUGUCCUCUUUCAGAAAUCAUACCUUUCACAUCACAACUGUGAGGUGAAAACCCCAAAGGAGAUAUCGAUCAUUAAGAAUCCGGUAUGAAAGAACGCACAAUGAUUCAAAAAACACUUUUGUGACACUGUGACACUGCUCUCAUCAACUUGAGUGUGUUAUCAAAUAUCAGAAGUACUACCUUCAUCUGUCUAUUAAAUAUUGAUAUAAA
Molecule: messenger RNA, 3071 nt
Organism: Conger conger (European conger)
Lineage: Eukaryota; Metazoa; Chordata; Actinopteri; Anguilliformes; Congridae
Product: immunoglobulin superfamily member 21-like
Exons: 10
Coding region: 344-1747 (467 amino acids)
Biological process (GO): homophilic cell-cell adhesion; heterophilic cell-cell adhesion
Cellular component (GO): adherens junction
Source: RefSeq, a predicted model, not a curated record